AUGACUUUUACUUGCCCCUCCAACCUCUACGAGUCCGUCUACACCAGCACCAAGCAGUGCCGCGAGCGCAGCGACAUCAGGAUUGACCAAAACGCAAUUGUCGGCUUCCUCGACAAACUCACGCAAGAAUCCUGGGACAAGCACUCGGUCGCCAAUGGAAUGUCUUUCCCUCUCAAGUUCGACUCAUUGGAGCAAGAAGUCAACAUCCUCUCUUUGAUCGAUAUCCUCAACACUGGACACGGAUUCCGCAAGGAACUUCACGAGGAUUCGGAUCGUGGCGCCUUUGAGACCAUAGUCUUUGGCAUCAUGUCCUUCCACAUUUCGUCCUCGGCCACCACUGCCGACGCGCUCUCAAGGCUGACAGGAUGGGAGGUCGGAUCACAUUUCGGAAUUACGAUGCAGAAGGAUGUUCCCUCAGAGUUGGCCCAUGUCACCAUGUCCAAGCCCUCGAUCGCAUCCAAGCUUGCAGGACAACUUCAGGGAGUCCUGAACGAGACUGGACGUGUUUUGAAGGAGAAGAAGUUUGAGACCCUGGGCGCGUUUGUGAUCGAUGCCGCCAAGAGGGCCAACGGAUCGGGCGAGAAGUUUGCAGAGAUCUUGAUCAACACCUUCCCAGCAUUCCAGGAUUGUGCAGAGAUUGAUGGCGAGAAGGUUUAUAUUUUCAAGAAGGCGUUCUUGUUGGCCUCGAGCCUUGAGCGUCGCUUUGGAGCCACGGAGCCGAUCUUUGCGUUCAAGGGAUUGGAGAAGAGCCCCAUCUUUGCCGAUAAUGUGAUUCCUACGAUGAUGGUUCACUUUGGGAUCUUGGUAUUACCCGAGUCGUUGAAGCAUACUGUUCAGGAGGAUGGAGUGACGACGGUCGAGGAGUCGUACCGUCUCCGUGCGGCUGCAGUAGAUGGUUGUCGCGAGAUUGUGGAGAAGGCCAAUCUGAAGGGUGAGGAUAAGAUUGGUAAGGUUGAGUUUGGGGAGAAGGGCAUGUCGUCGUGUGAUUUGGAUGUCUAUCUCUGGAGAGUCGCCAAGGAGCCUCAGUACCGCAAGAUCCCCCGCUUCCACUGCAAGGAAACCAUCUUCUUCUGA
Molecule: messenger RNA, 1074 nt
Organism: Linnemannia hyalina
Lineage: Eukaryota; Fungi; Mortierellomycota; Mortierellomycetes; Mortierellales; Mortierellaceae
Source: the annotation of a GenBank genome assembly